Molecule: messenger RNA, 1413 nt
Organism: Acaulospora colombiana
Lineage: Eukaryota; Fungi; Glomeromycota; Glomeromycetes; Diversisporales; Acaulosporaceae
Source: the annotation of a GenBank genome assembly
AUGCGGUUAAGCAAUCAAUCGAUCAGGAAAAAAGGGGGGGAUGCCGGGAAAGCAUCACCUUCCUCAUCAUAUAAGCAUAUGAAACAUAUAAACGAGAAACAUCCUGCUCAUGAGAACAUGGAUAGAGGAGCAUGCGAAGAUAGAUUGAAUUUCACCACCUACAACCAACAACUAAUCCACAAAGAAAUUAUGGGGUCCAAUGAAAUAAAAUUCGAAUAUCCCAAGCACGAUUCAGAGUACACUUUCUCGACCUCGUCAACAUUCGUCAACGAGGACAACGAAUCCGGUGAACCCCUGAAGAGCUUCGAGAAAAGGCUAUUGCGUAAAAUCGAUGUUCGCCUGAUGCCUAUCACGAUAUUGACAUUUUUUGUUGCUUGUUUGGAUAGAUCGAAUAUUGGCAACGCUCGGUUGGGCGGGUUGGAGAAGGAUCUAGGACUGUCAAGUGGACAAUAUCAAAUCGCCUUGGCUGUAUUCUUCAUUGGCGAGGUGGUGAUGAAGAUUCCAUCGAAUAUGGUACUCCAUAAAUUUGCGCCGUCAAAAUGGAUUCCAUUCAUAAUGAUUGUCUGGUCGGCUGUAACCUGUUGCAUGGCCGUGAUACAGGAUUAUAAAGAUUUGAUAGUCACACGUGUGCUCCUGGGGAUUACGGAAGCAGGGUUGGCACCGGGGAUAAUAUACUUGCUAAGUAUGUGGUAUAGCCCCAAAGAACUUGCCACUCGAUUUGCGGUUUACUAUUCGGGCGGAGUUUCGGCCGGUGCCUUUGGAUUUCUCACCGACAAAGAGCGUGUCUACCUGAUGACCCAACUUGGUGACGAUUCGAUGACCACAAAGCAACCCGUGUCCACAAAGGAAUUUACGAAAAACGGCAUUGUCCUCGCGUUCAAGGAUUGGAAAAUCUAUCAUACCAUGCUUAUAAAGACCAUCUGCGGGAUCACCAUAAAUUCCAUAACAUUGUUCCUACCGACAUUGCUUUACUCCAUGGGCUUCGACAUCCUGAAGAGUCAACUCUUGACCGUUCCACCUUAUCUAGUUGCAAUGUGUUUCUCGUUGUUGGUCGCAUUACAUUCCGACAAAGUCGGCGAGAGACCGGCUCACGUUAUCGGGCCGGCUCUGUUGGCUAUUUUGGGUUUUGUGUUGAUGAGUGCUUCUUUGAAUAGGGGUGUCUCGUAUUUUGCCACCUUCUUGUGUUCUUCAGGAGUCUGGACCAUGUCUCCAAUAAUGUUAACUUGGGUUGCAGACAUAUUCCCUUUCCCACAUGAAAAGCGUUUGAUCGCUCAAGCCAUGGUCCUUACCUUGUCAAAUAUUUCAGGGAUAAUCUCAUCAAACCUCUAUCCAUCACGAGACGCCCCUUCAUAUCGUAAGAACAAUCCAUUUCAUCUAUUCAACAUCAUUAUUGCCCACUUAUCUUACCAUUGA